Didymosphaeria variabile is the source of this 657-nucleotide messenger RNA. RefSeq names its product GTP-binding nuclear protein gsp1/Ran (gene GSP1). The transcript is spliced from 4 exons. Gene Ontology annotation, cellular component: nucleus; cytoplasm. NCBI's taxonomy places the organism in Eukaryota, Fungi, Ascomycota, Dothideomycetes, Pleosporales, Didymosphaeriaceae. The coding region runs from base 1 to 657 and encodes 218 amino acids. Gene Ontology annotation, biological process: ribosomal subunit export from nucleus; protein import into nucleus. Gene Ontology annotation, molecular function: GTPase activity; GTP binding. The record is from RefSeq and is a predicted model, not a curated record.
AUGGCCGAAGCCGCAGGACAGAACGUCCCCACCUUCAAGCUUGUGCUUGUCGGUGACGGUGGUACUGGAAAGACCACCUUCGUCAAGCGCCACUUGACUGGAGAGUUUGAGAAGAAGUACAUUGCGACCCUCGGUGUCGAAGUCCACCCUCUCGGCUUCACCACGAACCUCGGACAGAUUCAGUUCGACGUCUGGGACACCGCCGGUCAGGAGAAGUUCGGUGGUCUCCGUGAUGGAUACUACAUCAACGGACAGUGCGGUAUCAUCAUGUUCGACGUCACCUCCCGUAUCACCUACAAGAACGUUCCCAACUGGCACCGUGAUCUCGUCCGUGUCUGCGAGAACAUCCCGAUCGUCCUCACCGGUAACAAGGUCGACGUGAAGGAGCGCAAGGUCAAGGCCAAGGCCAUCACCUUCCACCGAAAGAAGAACCUCCAGUACUACGACAUCUCGGCCAAGUCGAACUACAACUUCGAGAAGCCCUUCCUCUGGCUCGCCCGGAAACUCGUCGGCAACCAGACCCUCGAGUUCGUCGCCGCCCCCGCCCUGGCUCCCCCGGAGGUCCAGGUCGACCAGGCCGUGCUCGAGCAGUACCAGAAGGAGAUGGCGGACGCUGCGCAGAUGCCGCUGCCCGACGAGGAGGACGCCGACUUGUAG